Messenger RNA from Penicillium subrubescens, 753 nucleotides. RefSeq lists its product as uncharacterized. Lineage: Eukaryota; Fungi; Ascomycota; Eurotiomycetes; Eurotiales; Aspergillaceae. Gene Ontology annotation, biological process: glucan catabolic process. The transcript has 2 exons. The coding region runs from base 1 to 753 and encodes 250 amino acids. Gene Ontology annotation, molecular function: hydrolase activity, hydrolyzing O-glycosyl compounds. The record is from RefSeq and is a predicted model, not a curated record.
AUGAUGUAUUCAUCGACCUUUUUCCUUGCUACUUUGCCCUACCUGGCAUUAGCACUACCAAGCCCCGAGAACCAAUUCACCAAACGCGACAGCAUUCUGAUCCCCAAAUCCUGCUUUGACUCCACCUCUUCGCUCGCCGAAUACUUCAACUACAACUAUCCAUGGGGCGACACACACAACGGCGCCGCGAUCAUGAAAAGCUCCAACGCGGUGAUAAAAACUGCGGGAACUCUUACCUUAGAGGCGGUAUACACUGGAGCCUCAGACUACGCAUGGGACUCUGGAACCGUGUAUGCCAAACAGCAUUUCACAGUUACUAAAUCCGGAGGCCUGGACUUUACUGCGGACUUCAUCGCCCCAGUCGCAAAGGGUACAUGGCCUGCUUUUUGGUUGAACGGUGUGAACUCUUGGCCUCCGGAGGUUGACAUUGCUGAGUGGAUGGGUACUGGAGAUAUCAGCUUCAAUACCUUCAAUACAUCGAGUGCAGUAGAGGCUCUGAAUGUCAAAUAUCCGAGUCCAACGGAAUUUCACACAGUUCUUGCCGAGCUACGUGAUGAGAAUGGGAGUGAUGUCAAAGUCAACUUUUAUUUGGACGGAACUCUCGUUACAACUCAAUAUGCCAAAGGCCUUGUUGGGCAGCCGUUAGAACUUAUUAUUGAUUUGCAGAUGGAGGGUAGCAGUGGUAGCCCAGGUCCGACAGGGACAACUCUAUACGAGAUCAAGAAUCUGGAAGUGGUUAGCAAAAACCCUUAG